AUGUAAAAACAAAGAUAAAUACCACUAACCUACUUGUAGAGUGAUGGGGAUACAUAUCCAGUACCAGAAUCUAUCGAAGCAGAUAUUGGAAGUUUAUUAACAUCACCCUAAACAACUAUAUAAUCGGAGAGAAAGAAAUCGUUUUAAAGUCCUUUUAGAUUAAAAAGAUCUCACUAAAUUUUAGAAUAUACGGAAUAACUUUAUGUCUGGAAUUCGUAUCUUUCCAGAAAAUUCGUUUCAUCCUGA
Paramecium octaurelia is the source of this 246-nucleotide messenger RNA. Lineage: Eukaryota; Ciliophora; Oligohymenophorea; Peniculida; Parameciidae. The record is from the annotation of a GenBank genome assembly.